Platichthys flesus (European flounder) is the source of this 3369-nucleotide messenger RNA. RefSeq names its product THAP domain containing 12b (gene thap12b). Bases 269 to 2662 code for a protein of 797 amino acids. Lineage: Eukaryota; Metazoa; Chordata; Actinopteri; Pleuronectiformes; Pleuronectidae. The transcript has 5 exons. The record is from RefSeq and is a predicted model, not a curated record.
UUCCAAUCACAUGCCCUCGAUGGCGGGACCUCAUCCUUCACAACGAUCAACUCCUAAAUUCAACGGUGGUGUUGUGAGUCGUGGAUCCGGUGAUCACAGUGUUGUUUAUGGAAACUAAUCGAGCUCAGGUGCAGUGAGUGAAAGUUGCGUGUCUGUGUUCUGAGGAAAAUCCACAGGAGUCCACGCGUGUUCGUAAACGAAGCUUCCAGAGUCCGCAGAUGACAGUACUCAGCUAACUCGGCUAAGCUAACCACCUAGCCCAAGCAUCAUGCCCAAUUUUUGCGCGGCCCCGAACUGUACACGGAAGAGCACUCAGUCGGACUUGGCUUUUUUUCGGUUUCCACGGGAUCCAGAGAGAUGUCGAAUCUGGGUAGAGAACUGCCGCAGGGCAGAUCUCGAGGCGAAAACGUCGGACCAGCUGAACAAGCACUACAGAUUAUGCGCCAAACACUUUGAUCCAGCCAUGGUUUGCAAAACUAGCCCCUAUAGGACGGUACUGAAGGAUACAGCCAUCCCAACCAUAUUCGAUCUGACGAGCCAUCUCAAAAACCCUCACUCCAGACAUCGCAAGCGGAUUAAAGAGCUUACUGAAGAAGACAUAAGAAAGAUUAAAGAAAGGAGACUGGCGUCCUCCACUGAGCAGCUAGUGUCCAAAAAAGAUGCAGUUGAGGACAGCACAAGCACCAACGAGGAAGAACCUCAGCUGUCCACAGAGGAGAAGGAGUUCCGGGAAUACCUGAGGUCCAUGUUUGAGGUCGUGGUCAUGUUGGCAAAACAGAACAUCCCGUUAGUGGCGGACCAGGCGACCGAACCCGAGAGCAAGUCCAGCAACCUGCAGGCCCUUCUAGAUUACCGCAUGAAUGCCGGAGAUGAAGCUUUGAAGAAGCGGUUCGAGGCGACGGCUGUGAACACAGACUACCUCUCGGCGACCCAGCAGAGUCAGCUGCUGGAUGUGUGUGAGAACACGGUGAGAGAGGAGAUGAUAAUGGAGGUGAGAGAGAGUCGCUUCUUCUCCCUGGUGACGGGCGACCUCGUAGAGUUCUCCAACGAGAGGCACAUUCCUCUGUUUCUACGCUUCGUGAAUCAGCAGAACGUUCUUCGGGAGGAGUUUGUAGACUUUGUGCUUUUCGAUGGGGACGAGGCCUCGCUGGUGGAGCGGCUGGAGGCCCAGCUGACCGAGCGGUGGGGGCUCAGCAUGGAGGACUGCCGUGGUCAGGCCCACAAGGCCACUGGGAGUUCCACCACCAAGAUGAAAGCUGUGGCGGUGUUGCUGAUGGAGAAGUAUCCCCUGCUUCUGAGCUUGCCGUGCUCCCACAUGGCUCUGAACAUCCACCUGGCCAGCAGCCUGCCUUUUCCAAAUGUGCAGGUGGUCAUGGAGACUCUGAGGAGGGUUGAUGCUUUCUUCAGACGGCCGCUCACUCAGGAGGAGCUCGAGAUCGCUGUCUCCUCUCACUACCAGAAAAACGAGGACAAGGUCACCGCAGUGAAACAGGCUUGUGGCUCAGGCUGGACGCAGCAACACAGUGCUUUUGACAUAUUCCUGGAUCUGCUGCCGCCCCUGCUGCUGUGCAUGGACAACAUCCGGGACAAUGAAGAUGGGAAGUUCGCUUGCAGCGUCACAACUGAUGCGUAUUCUAUCACCGAAAUUCUGUUCGACUUUGAGAUCAUCGUCACCAUCGUCAUCCUGAAGAAUGUUCUCACGUUCACCAGAGCUUUUGGGAGGAAUCUCCAAGGGGAAACACUGGAUGUGUUCUUUGCUGCCAACAGUCUAACCGCCGUGCUGCAUUCACUGAACGAGGUCAAUGACAACAUUGAUGUCUACCAUGAGUUCUGGUAUGAGGAGGCCGUGAGCCUGGCCAAUGUCAUGGAGGUUCCCGUGAAGGUCCCGAGGCUGUUCCUCCGGAAACAGCGCGUAGCCGACAUGGACGAAAUCCAAACAGAGUCGUAUUUUAAGGAGUACGUGACCGUCCCUGUUAUCCGUGGCAUCAUGCAGGAAGUGGAGGACAUGUUCUCUGACACCAACCUCAAAGCUCUCAAGUCCCUGUCACUGGUCCCUGCUGUCAUGGGCCAGAUGAAGUUCAACACCACAGAGGAGAACUACGCAGAUGUUUACCGCAACGACCUCCCCAACCCGGACACGCUACCGGCCGAGCUGCACUGCUGGAGGAUCAAGUGGAAGCACCGGGGCAAAGAGGUGCGCCUGCCCAGCACCAUCCACGAGACCCUGCAGCUUCCGGACGUCAAGUUCUUUCCCAACGUGAACUCCUUCCUCAAGGUGCUCUCCACCUUACCCGUCCUGAAGCUGGAAGAAAACAAAAGCGACACGGCGAGCGAGCGGCUGCAGGCGUAUCUGGACAGCAUGCCCGCCAAGCAGUGGAACAAAAGUCUGGCAAUGCUCAACAUCAACACGCACGUCAAACACGACCUGGACGUCAUGGUAGACAAAUACUGCAGACUCUAUUCAGAGGAUGACCCGGAAGCUGAGGAAGCGGCAUCUGAGGAUGCGCCGGCUGAGGAAGCGGCGACUGUGGAGGCGAUGGCUGAGGAUGCACCGGCUGAGGAAGCUCCGGGUGAGGAAGCUCCGGCUGAGGAAGCUCCGGGUGCUAAGGAGGCGGCAGCUGAAGAAGGGGCGACUGAGGCCGAUUCUGUGAUGGAAUCAUAAUGACCUUAGAAAAUCUAUAUCUGGGACAGAAAUGAAUGGGACUGAUUUUGGCCGUCAGUUGUAAAGAUGUGGUGCUGUGAUCAAUCGUGUGUUUGGCUGCAUUAACACGUGAAUAUUUGUUUGGAUUUAACGUUAAAUGUUUGAAAAUCGGAGGUGUCCAUGAAAUCCGUUGCUCUGAUUGUAUGUGGUGAAAACAUUAGUGUGUUGAGAAGCAUCUUAGCCUCAUCUUGUAAAUAAUCAAAUUUGUUAGGAGGGAAACAUUAAAAUAUUUUCUACAAGACACCAAACAUGAUCUGUAAAUAUGACAUUUUUGCAUCUGUGCUGGGCUGACCUCAGCCGCCUCUCUAAUAAUACUGUGAUCGUCGUGAAUAAUAUUUUGUAGCUCUUUCACACUCGGCCUUUCUUUAUUGUGUGUUUUUAAAUCAAACCACCUGAUGAUCACAAGCAGCCCUGUUGAUCUACAGGACAGUGCUUCUCUUCUUCCAGUGACUGUGAGGCAGGAGGAGCUCAAGAGGGAGCAGUUCCACCGCUCUCAGCUGAAUGGGCUCCAGCCGGAAGCCAUUUUUAUUUUCUUGUAAGCAUAGUGUGACAUAUCUCUGUUCGUUAUGUAGCCCAGUAUGUUGAGAUGUAUUCUCACGGAAACCGCUGAUAUUUUGUAAAGUUAAACAAUUCUCUGGUGGUGUAUUAAAAAAUUGUGACCCACGUUU